Messenger RNA from Lutzomyia longipalpis, 854 nucleotides. It is a transcript of the gene Arl1, whose product is annotated as ADP-ribosylation factor-like protein 1. Gene Ontology annotation, molecular function: GTPase activity; GTP binding. The record is from RefSeq and is a predicted model, not a curated record. NCBI's taxonomy places the organism in Eukaryota, Metazoa, Arthropoda, Insecta, Diptera, Psychodidae. The coding region runs from base 187 to 729 and encodes 180 amino acids. Gene Ontology annotation, cellular component: Golgi apparatus; cytoplasm. The transcript is spliced from 4 exons. Gene Ontology annotation, biological process: intracellular protein transport; vesicle-mediated transport.
ACCAAAAACUUCAGGGUGGUUGACAGCUGUCACGAAAUCAAAUUUCCUCCACAUAUACGAAUUUUGUGUUUUCUCAUCAAAAUUGCAAAGGGAUUGUGUUUCUCUGGGCCAGCAGGAGCCCCUCCGUGCAACGUGUUGUGAUCCCUGACUCCGUGGUGUUAUACUGCAGGUGGAAAAUACAAAGAAAUGGGUGGACUUCUCAGCUACUUCCGCGGCCUCCUUGGCUCCCGGGAAAUGCGUAUCCUCAUCCUGGGUCUCGAUGGGGCUGGCAAGACAACAAUCCUGUACAGACUGCAGGUGGGGGAGGUUGUUACCACAAUUCCAACGAUAGGCUUUAACGUAGAGCAGGUUACAUACAAAAACCUCAAGUUCCAAGUUUGGGAUCUCGGUGGACAGACGAGUAUUAGGCCCUACUGGAGGUGCUACUACAGCAACACAGACGCCAUCAUCUACGUGGUAGACUCAGCCGACCGAGACAGGAUAGGAAUAUCAAAAGACGAACUCCUGUACAUGUUGCGCGAGGACGAACUAGCUGGAGCUAUUCUUGUUGUCCUCGCAAAUAAGCAAGAUAUGGAUGGGUGCAUGAGUGUGGCUGAAGUGCAUCAAGCUCUAGGUUUAGAUGCACUCAAAAAUCGCACGUUCCAAAUAUUCAAGACGUCAGCAAAGAAGGGUGAAGGUCUGGACGCUGCUAUGGAUUGGCUUUCGACGGCACUCCAAUCGAGAAAAUAGCCUUCUCCGUAGUCAAAGAGCACACAACAACCCCCAUCCUCCCUCCCAAAAAAAAAACAUCCCAAACUUUGUUUACGAGUGAAAGCAAGAAAAAAAAAACAUUUAUAAAUUAUAAUUUAACACAA